AUGCAUCUUGAACAAAUGACAAAUCUGCAGCAAAAACUCACGGAAUUGAUCGAAUCGGUCACGCCGAAACUGGAGUUGGUUACCAAUGAGGUAGAGAAGUCGCUGGAGCGCAUAGAAUCACGAGAACGAACACUGAAUCAGCAACUCGGUGUUUGGUUGUCACGCUACAAAGAGGCCAAUGAUGCUAGAGCUGAGGUUAGAGAGCGCUACAAGGCAGCUUUUGUGGGUGUCAGCGAACGAACAGCCGCUCUUCAGAGGAUCUCCGAGGACAUUGACCAGAUAAAGAUGCAAAUCGAAGAACAAGGAGCAAAGACGAGUGAUGGAGCUCCGAUAAUGAAAGUGAAGCAAGCUUUGCUGAAAAUCGAAGAGGACAUCCAACGAAUGAACGUACAGAUUGGUGUUCUCGAGCAGUCCCUAAUGCAGGCCCAACUCAGAGAGCGCGUCUCGUACGCGACCGAAGCCUACGGGAUCGCCUAA
Messenger RNA from Angiostrongylus costaricensis, 477 nucleotides. NCBI's taxonomy places the organism in Eukaryota, Metazoa, Nematoda, Chromadorea, Rhabditida, Metastrongylidae. The record is from the annotation of a GenBank genome assembly.